AUGGCGUCUGCUGGUCUGAGAGAUGAGCUGAACUGCUCCAUUUGCCUUCACCUUUAUACUGAUCCUGUAACACUGCCCUGUGAUCAUAACUUCUGUCAGAGCUGCAUUCAGCGUGUGAUUGAUACCCAGGAUAGAGCCAAGCGAUACUCCUGUCCUGAGUGUAGAGAAGAGUUUCAGCAACACCCUGCCCUGAGAAAGAACAGAAAGCUGAGUAAUAUAGUGGAGAGUUUUCUUUCUGUUAAACCGGAUGAGGACAAGUCUGAGAUCUUCUGUAGUUACUGUGUGACCUCUUCUGUACCUGCUAUAAAAACCUGCUUGCAUUGUGAGGCCUCGUUGUGUGACCAACAUGUGAGUGUGCACAGCAAACUGGACAACCACAUCUUGAUUGAACCCUCAGCUUGUGUUGAGUCCAUGAAAUGCUCUGUGCACUGUGAACCCCUGAAAUAUUUCUGCUCUGAGGAUGACAUUUGUGUCUGUGUGUCUUGCUGCCUGGUGGGACAACACAAAGGACAUAACGUGGAGCUGCUGAGAGAAACGGCUGAGAAGAAGAAGGGAAACCUAAAAAAUGUUCAGAACAAGCUGAAUCUAAACCGUGGAGAGGUUGAAAAAAAUGUCCAAAGCUUGAAGGAAGGCUUAAUGAAUUUGCACGAAAAAGCAAACAGUGAGACUAAACGAUUCACAGCUUUAAUUAGCAACAUCACUGAACAGCAGAGAACAUUAGAGAAGCAAAUCAUGAAUGAAAUCUUUAGGCAAGAAGAUCAGCUUGCACUUAAGUUUGUAAGUCAAAUCCAACAGAUGGAAAAGAAAAAGGAUGAACUGUCCAAGAAGAUUAAUAAGAUUGAAGUUCUUUGCAAUAUUGCUGACCCAUUAACUGUGUUACGGAAACUGAAAUCUGACCAAGAUGCCUUUUGUGAUGAUGAAGAUGGAGAAAAUAAGAGAGAAGAGGAGACCAAGGUGAAGAAUGAAGAGGGGGAUGAUGAUAAGGACAUAGAUGAUUUGGAUGAGAAUCUGAUGUCAGUGACAUUACUCACAGGUUUAGCUCAUAUUGUGUCUGGGGUAAAGAGGGACGUCUAUGGGCAGGAGGCUACAGAUCUGUUACUGGAUGUACAAACAGCUGGUAAUUAUGUCAUAUUAUCAAAUGAGAGGAAAACUGCUUCAUCAUCAGAAAAAGACCAGAGACGCCCAAAAACCAGCAGAAGAUUUCAGGAUUAUAACCAGGUUUUAAGCAGCAGGAGUUUCUCCUCGGAGAAGUAUUACUGGGAAGUGAAAGGAAGUGACUCAGGACACUGGGAGGUUGGGGUAGCCUAUCCAAGCAUAACGAGACAAGGGGACGAGUCCAGCAUGGGGGAGAAUGACAAGUCCUGGUGUCUACGCAAAGGGAAUGAGAAAUAUUCAGCUAUACAUGACAGUAGCCUGACUGUUUUACAUGAGAGACCUUCCAGCCUGAAUAUAAUAAUAUCUCUUGACUAUAAAGCUGGGCGCUUGUCCUUUUAUGAGCUGGGUGACCCAAUAAGACACUUACACACAUUCACUGCCACCUUCACUGAGCCGCUCCAUGCUGCAUUCAGUAUAUGGAAGAAUGGCUCAGUGAGAAUUGUUAGUUAG
This is a messenger RNA of Xenopus laevis (African clawed frog), 1605 nucleotides long. RefSeq names its product E3 ubiquitin-protein ligase TRIM39. The transcript has a single exon. The coding region runs from base 1 to 1605 and encodes 534 amino acids. The record is from RefSeq and is a predicted model, not a curated record. Lineage: Eukaryota; Metazoa; Chordata; Amphibia; Anura; Pipidae.